Molecule: messenger RNA, 3186 nt
Organism: Seminavis robusta
Lineage: Eukaryota; Bacillariophyta; Bacillariophyceae; Naviculales; Naviculaceae
Source: the annotation of a GenBank genome assembly
AUGGGAGGAUCCGAGAACAAGUCCUCGCCGUUGCCCUCGCACUGUUUGAAUCAUUCCUUUAUUGAUACACUGGCCGAGCCCUUGUUGGGGAUUGCUCGCGAGUGCAUUCCUCUCGAAGACAAGACCAACAAGGGAGAAGCUCUCUCCAAGGCUUCGAUUCGAGCGGAUGUGUUGGAAAUCCAGUUGCGAUCUCAACUCUUGUCCUUGGUGAAUGACUACGUGACGUCGUCCUCGGAUUCCACUGCUGUGACGGAUGGUGCUAGUAUUGGUAAUAACAGCAACGACAACAAAGAGGCUCUGGAAGACGUGGGAAUUUACUGGGAACGAUCGUUGGAGAUUUGUCUGCACAUGGUCUACUUUGCCGACGAUAAUCAGGACGAACGUUACAAAGGCAUUCAGGUCCGCAAGUUGCCACUGUUGUUGCUAGAAGACGCCCUGGAUGCGUUGCCAUUGGGAGCCUUUCAAAGCUUGUGGCAAUCCGUGGUGGAACCGUCCUAUCCAAUCCUCUUUAGUGAUUUGUUGUGGCAUCCCAAUGCCACCUUUCCUUGUGCACUGCCAUUCAUCAAACUCUGCAACAAAUUCCUCAAAAAAUUGACAAACACCAACACGGCCAACAGCAACGAAUGGCCGGGACGAAUUCUACUCACGUUGGCCAAAGCAUUUCCACUUUCGGACAAAUCCGCUACCAAAAUAUGGGGAUCCUUUAACACGGACAAUGUCACGGAAUUUGAAACAUCAGAGCAAUUUGAACAGGAACAACAAGAACAGCUGCAGCAACAACAGCAAACUGACACUUCUUCUUCUACCACAACAAGCAAAUCACUGCAUCAUAAACAUCAGAACAAAGAAUUGCAGACCUAUUCGUUUUACGAAACAUUUUGGGCCGUGCAACGAGAUUUCUCUAAUCCGUCCGGCAUCAAAGUGGCAGAGUUCCUGGACAGAAUGAAGAAGAUCUUAGCUGCGCUGGAAUCACAUCCUCUCAUCCGAACCAGUGCCAUUGCCACUUCAGGAAACAAGGACAAUAACAACACUCCAAAAGACGACAACACCAAAGAAGAAACCACAGACGCCGACGACGACAACCAGCAACCACCGGUCAGAAAGUACUUGACGAGUAGCCAAUUGCUACCCAUUCAACUGGGUGACCCUAUCUUUCGCAUUCAUUUCCUCACGCAAUUCUUGAUUGUCGAGAAUCAUCUCUCCUCGGAAUCAUCCGCCUUGGGAACGGCACUCUUGCCGCUGCAAAAACGAGCCAAGGAUCUGCUACGGCAUAUUCAACCACUCGGAGCCAGUCACCUUCAAAUUGUUUCCUCCAUUAUCAAUCAACGAGAAGUCCAUUGGAGACAGUGGAAAAAGAACAAGUGUCAACCCGAUCUAGAUACACCGCUUAACAACACACAGGAUGACAGCAAGAAUCGAAAACGACUUUCGGAUGGACCACUCGGUUUCUCUUCUGCACCUGCUAGUAGAAGUAGUGCCCCAGCGUUCAAGAAACCAAAGAAAAAGGACGAAGAAGAGCUCUUGUUUGAUUUCAUUCUUCAUGAAAAGAAGGAUCUCAAGGCCACGUGCGGGGCUCACGAAAGCAGCAGCAGCAACAACAGUAAUGACAAGAAGAAACAAACCGUUCCUCCCGCUUUGGAAGAUCAUUUGGAAUCGUAUGUGGAUGCCCUCGAUCCAGAGUCUGGAAUCGAAGCAGAAUAUCAUCCCAAGAAUGAUUCGCUCUUUACUUGGCGGGCCUUGCGGUUGCUCUCCAAGGAUCAUCUGGGCAAGUUUCACAUGAUUACCCACAAGGGAGAUUUCGAAAACAUGGUGCGAAAGAUUUGGAGCGAUGAAAAGGGAAUCGAGAUUCCAGGACAAGCUGCCGAAGCGGAAGACUUGAUGCUAGUAGAAGAAGACGAAGCCGUCGCAGCUUCGUCGCAAGCAGAGGAAGAAGACGAAGAGGAAAACGAAGAAAUGACGCCGGUCAAGGCGGAACCAGACCAAGCAGCUGUGGAAAAAGAGGAAGACGACAAGGAAACUGGAGAGUCACAGCAAACACAAGAUAGCGGCGACAAGGAUCAAGAAAUGGAAGAUGCAAACAAUGGCGACCGCAACGUAAAGGAGGACGAAGGUGAGGUCGUGGAUGAUGCCUCAGCAGACGCAGCCAAGAUAGAAAACGAACGCGCUGCAGACUCUGCGGACAAGUAUGAGGCAGACGAACAGUCUCCGGCGAUUGUCAAGAACGACACUAUAAAAUCAGAAGAUGACUACAGCAAAGAUCACGGUGACGGUGCCAAGGCCAAUCCAGAUGGCGAUGAUGCUCCGAUGGACGCGGAGCCUGCCAAGGAUGUGAAAUCUGUUCCAUCUAAGGAAGAACCAGCCUUGAUGAAACAAGAACCAACAGCGUCGACUAAUGAUAGCGAAGAAAGCGACGACGAGGGAGAAAUCGAAGAAGGCAAAGCUAGUCAACGGGCAGCUCCAGAUGAGCAACGGUUACAGUCAUCCUCCAGUAACGACGACAAGGGCCCACCAUCCCGACGCCGAAGUCGCUCGGAGUCUGAAGGUCCUGCUAGCAGUAGCAAGCCACGUCAUCAUCAUGGUGGAGAUGGUGAGCAGAAUCAGCAGCAACACAACCAACAAGCAGAUCGACGAGGAGAUGACGACCGGGGUGACUCCAGACAGCAGCAACAGCAUCGACGAGGAGGUGGUCACGGACCCAACAAGGGCAGACGGGAUCGAGACCCCACUAGCAAUAGACCUCCCAGCCCCCAGCAGCACCGAGCUAGUGGAGGAGGGAAUCGUGGAGGUCAUCGAGAGCGCAGCGAUGGGCGAAACAACGACAAUGACCGACAAGAUGGACCUCCUCAAGGAUCCGGAUACGGUUCCCACGGAGAUCAUAGUAGAGGCGGCGGCCAGUCUCGUCAGCAUCGAGGAAGUGAUGGUCAUCAGCGAGGAGGACAGCGAGAACACGGAGGAGGAGGUGGCAGAGGCGGAGGAAGUGGAAGUGGUGGCGGCCGUCCAAGCGAUGGUGGUGGUGGAAGAAGAGACGACCGGGGUACGGACGAACGAUGGGAAGAUCGGAGAGGUGGUGGCGGCGGUGGUAGUGGUGGUCAAGGAAGGAGGGAUGACAGAAGGGGUGGCGGAGGCCAUCGUCAAAACGAGCGCCGAGGAGGUCGUGGUGACGGUGGACGAAGGCGCUACCGAUAG